UCCGUCUGUGAUGUUGUUUCUGUACGGUUGGUAAUGUUCAUAUUGAUAUGUGUAUGUUGACUUUCAGCUCAUGACAUGACAGUUUUGGUUGCCGCCGGGUUGAUCUGCAUCACCCUCACGUCAACAGUUUCAGCUGCUACGUGUAACAAUAAUCAAAAAUGUUCUGAUUGUGACGGUCAAACAGGUCACUGUCUGACCACGUGUCACCCUGGGUACUUUGACAAGACAUGCAGCUCGACAUGCAGCCAGGGAUGUCGCAAUGGCACAUGUGAACUCUCAGAAGACAAAGGCACUGAUAUAUGUACUGACGGCUGUAUAGCAGGGUACCAAGGCAAUAGAUGUAAAGUACCGUGUGACACACCCGUAGGAGGAUGUACUAAGUGUCCAGGUGGAUGUACUGACAGAUACUGCCAGCAGGGAACCUCCUGUGUAGCUGGAUGUGUGGACUCCUACUAUGGUAUUGACUGCAAGAACUGCUCCAUGAGAUGCCUAUCAUGCGACAGAUCCACAGGAACGUGCCAGGUUUGUCAAGCAACACAUUUCGGUCCGCAUUGCGAGCACAGAUGUGAGCAUUGUGUAGGAACGUGUCUGACAGGAUGUUUGGGGGGUUGUGAAACCGGAUUUUACGGUCAUCGGUGUGAAAUGGCUUGCAGCAAACAUUGCAGAUUUAAUGCAUCUGAGGACUGUUUUCACAAGGAAGGAAACCCGUGUUUGUCUGAAUGUGACAAAGUGAGUGGUGAGUGUAGACAUGGCUGUGCUGAUGGUUGGCAUGGUAACAACUGUUCUUCACCAUGUAACCCGAACUGUAAAGAUAUGCGAUGCGACAUUGAUGGUGUCUGUGCUGAUGGCUGUGUGUCUGGAAACUUUGGUAAGGAUUGUAUCCCAUGCCCACUUAACUGCAAGCAUGGCAUGUGUGACCCACAGAAUGGGUAUUGUCUUAAAGGAUGUAACUCUGGGUUUUAUGGAGACUUUUGUAACGGUAGUUGUGAGAUAUGUCUUGGAGGUGCAUGUGAUCAGGUUACUGGAAUGUGUUUCCAUGGAUGCAAUAUCAGCGGUGGUGCCUGUGAGUCCACCUGCAAACACAACUGCUCCAGAGAAAGCUGUCGGCAGGAAACAUGUGAGAAUGGUCCGCAAACGACACACGGUAUCUUGGGUAUGCAAAUAGGAAUACCAACAGCCUUUGUGCUGUUUCUUAUGGUUAUAAUGGUCACCAACUGCAUCUGUUACAGAAAAGGACUGUGCACCCAGAGGGAGGCUGAAGGGGACAGUGUGAAUCCUGAACCUCUCCCGCAGCAUCCAGCUGCUUCCUCCACGGAGUACAUGGAGCUACACAGAUACUGGGAAAUACCAGAGGAUGGCAGGGACAUGGAAUAUCAGACGAUCAAUGCAGCCUGACGUAGGGAACGUUAGUCCUACACAUUGGAUGCCAUUAUCAAACUACAUCGUGGACGUUUAUGUUAAACCCAGGGUCCUACACCCAUCUACCGCGAGAAAUCCCAAUGCAUGAUCAAAACAUGGUUAUAUGUAUAUAACAUUUAUGUACAUUUAAUGCUCUACCAAAAGUACUGUGCACCAUUUGUUUGAUAACGAUGUAAUCAUCUACAUCUAAACUGUGCAUAUAUUUUAAUAAAUGUUUAUAAAAUCAUCCCCUCUGUUUAAAACAUGGUUGCUUCUUUGAAUGGUUGUUUAAUAUGUAUGAGACAAUGCCAUUGAUUACCUGAUGUUUUGUUCCAAUUUCUCAAGCCCCUCUCACUUAUUUGCUGAACAAACGAUUGGCAUUUAUCAGACUGCUUUUGAGAAAGUUGAAACCAUUCUCGUGAAUUCUCCUCUUCUCAAAGCAUCACAUAUGAAAAUACCUUUCUGACUGGUCAUGGAUGCUUGUGACACUGGUUUUGUUGCACAAACUUGUAUAAUGCCUUGAUUUGUUAAGUGUAUGAUAUCCCUCUCGUCUCUGUAUAUUGCAGUGUGUCAAUGUUAAAUAUUCUGCAAUAAUGUUCUUAGUGUUAUUAUAUAUUCUACCUGGAUUUGUACUUCCACUUUACUCUUCACUGCCUUUGUUAAACGUUUGUAGUGAUUUGUAAACUUAGUUGA
Haliotis rubra (blacklip abalone) is the source of this 2091-nucleotide messenger RNA. RefSeq names its product cell death abnormality protein 1-like. The transcript has 4 exons. Lineage: Eukaryota; Metazoa; Mollusca; Gastropoda; Lepetellida; Haliotidae. The coding region runs from base 76 to 1395 and encodes 439 amino acids. The record is from RefSeq and is a predicted model, not a curated record.